Messenger RNA from Suncus etruscus (white-toothed pygmy shrew), 942 nucleotides. It is a transcript of the gene RRAGA, whose product is annotated as Ras related GTP binding A. Gene Ontology annotation, molecular function: GTP binding; GTPase activity. Gene Ontology annotation, biological process: positive regulation of TOR signaling; regulation of autophagy; cellular response to amino acid stimulus. The transcript has a single exon. Gene Ontology annotation, cellular component: nucleus; Gtr1-Gtr2 GTPase complex; lysosome. The coding region runs from base 1 to 942 and encodes 313 amino acids. The record is from RefSeq and is a predicted model, not a curated record. Lineage: Eukaryota; Metazoa; Chordata; Mammalia; Eulipotyphla; Soricidae.
AUGCCAAACACAGCCAUGAAGAAGAAGGUGCUGCUGAUGGGCAAGAGCGGCUCGGGCAAGACCAGCAUGCGCUCCAUCAUCUUCGCCAACUACAUCGCGCGCGACACGCGGCGCCUGGGCGCCACCAUCGACGUGGAGCACUCGCACGUGCGCUUCCUGGGCAACCUGGUGCUGAACCUGUGGGACUGCGGCGGCCAGGACACCUUCAUGGAGAACUACUUCACCAGCCAGCGCGACAACAUCUUCCGCAACGUGGAGGUGCUCAUCUACGUGUUCGACGUGGAGAGCCGCGAGCUGGAGAAGGACAUGCACUACUACCAGUCGUGCCUGGAGGCCAUCCUGCAGAACUCGCCCGACGCCAAGAUCUUCUGCCUGGUGCACAAGAUGGACCUGGUGCAGGAGGACCAGCGCGACCUCAUCUUCAAGGAGCGCGAGGAGGACCUGCGGCGCCUGUCGCGGCCCCUGGAGUGCGCCUGCUUCCGCACCUCCAUCUGGGACGAGACGCUCUACAAGGCCUGGUCCAGCAUCGUCUACCAGCUCAUCCCCAACGUGCAGCAGCUGGAGAUGAACCUGCGGCACUUCGCGCAGAUCAUCGAGGCCGACGAGGUGCUGCUCUUCGAGCGCGCCACCUUCCUGGUCAUCUCGCACUACCAGUGCAAGGAGCAGCGCGACGUGCACCGCUUCGAGAAGAUCAGCAACAUCAUCAAGCAGUUCAAGCUCAGCUGCAGCAAGCUGGCCGCCUCCUUCCAGAGCAUGGAGGUGCGCAACUCCAACUUCGCCGCCUUCAUCGACAUCUUCACCUCCAACACCUACGUCAUGGUGGUCAUGUCCGACCCGUCCAUCCCGUCGGCCGCCACGCUCAUCAACAUCCGCAACGCCAGGAAACACUUUGAGAAGCUGGAGCGGGUGGACGGGCCCAAGCACAGCCUCCUGAUGCGCUGA